UAAGAGUCCAACAGCAACAAGCAGUAACAUAAAACCCCGCUCUUACCCCGUGCCUUCGGCCAGCUCUUUCCCAAACGUAUCUAAUCGACAGCAUCAUCGAGCUGAAGACCAUACGCUACUCAACCGAACCACCAACUGGAUAUAUUUGUAGUUGGCAACUUUACGCUACCAUGUGGUGUGAGAACUGUGGCAAACAACGGUCGCACUACCACCAAAUAGGAACGGCCAACGCCAAAUACUGUCAACGAUGCCGACAGAGAGGAACGAAGGCAGAUACAUACUGCCGGUACUGCAGCAAACCAAAAAGACAGGCAAACUCUGUAUGCGACGUUCAUGGCGUAAACAUGAGUGACGAUGGGACCGCCAGUAGAAGCCCGAGUCCCCCUACCAGGAGCCCAAGCCCUCCAACAAGAAGUCCCAGUAGAAGCCCGAGUCCCCCUACCAGGAGCCCAAGCCCUCCAACAAGAAGUCCCAGCUUCUCCACAAGAAGUCCAAGCAAUGCAGGCUCAAGGGAUAGCGAGAGCGAGAUAAAUCGAACGUGCCAUUUCUGCAACCUGAUUUUCAGCGAUCGAAACGGCAAGGAGGCUCACAAUACUUAUUACACUUCGGGGUGCGAGAAGCAUGCAACGUGUUUUCCGGCUAAGGAUAAUUACAGUCAUGCGAGGCAGAAGUACCAUACUCAGUGCUUCGUGCCGGGGUGCGAUUCCAAGUAUACGGAGCCGGAUUUGGAAUGGGAUGAUGACACGAUCGAGCGGCAUGUUAGGGCAAGGCAUUAGAGAUCUUGGGGGGUUGGAGCAGGGAAGGCUUGUGUAUUUUAUAGCUAGGUAAU
Pseudogymnoascus destructans is the source of this 829-nucleotide messenger RNA. RefSeq lists its product as uncharacterized. The coding region runs from base 171 to 776 and encodes 201 amino acids. The transcript has 2 exons. NCBI's taxonomy places the organism in Eukaryota, Fungi, Ascomycota, Leotiomycetes, Thelebolales, Thelebolaceae. The record is from RefSeq and is a predicted model, not a curated record.